Spirodela intermedia is the source of this 588-nucleotide messenger RNA. The record is from the annotation of a GenBank genome assembly. NCBI's taxonomy places the organism in Eukaryota, Viridiplantae, Streptophyta, Magnoliopsida, Alismatales, Araceae.
AUGUUUAAAAAUUCUUACAAUAUUUAUUUUUGUGUAUUUAAGAAUAAAUAUUAUAUCAGAUUAUGUUAAUUUAUUACGGAGAAGCUUCUGGACUGGUGCUUCUGCGUUGCUUGUAGUCCAUGUGCAUCACGGUGAAUGGGGAUUUUAUCUCUCUCUCUCCCCACCUCAUCACCUCAUCUGAAGAAGUAAUUGGGAAUCAAACUAAUGUUCCUUCUGUUUGUUUAAAUAUAUCUAGAUCAAUUCCUCACACCUCCUUCCUUAUUGGAUCCACACCCAGAUGAUCCUUGGGCCAUCCUCCGCCGUUGGAUGGAAAACUAACGACGAAGAGAGAUCACUAUCUAGGGGUAAAACGGUAAAUAAACACCUCCCCGAUUCACUCGAGAGAUCAUCUACUAUAGCUUCAGUUCUAAGAAGCUGAAACUGGUUCACUCAAGCUUGUGGCCGUAUCGUCGUCCUGAACAACUGCAACCCCGCGAGGACGGCUACGCGGAAAUCCUGCCGCGCGGUGAGGCCCCACAAAACUUGCACGAGGACUCUGAGGACGUAGGCGGCGGCCAGCAGCUUCCCCUGGUGCCGGCGUUGGGCUAA